AUGGCGGGAGGCAGCCCCGGUGCGGGAGCCGGGACGUCGCUCCGUGGGCGCCUUGCAGUCGGCCUGCCGCGUCGCCACCCCGGCUGGGGACUACGUUUCCCGGCGGGCGUCGCGCAGCCCCGGCUAGGGACUACGUUUCCCGGCGGGCGUCGCGCACAGGGCCCGCCCGCUUCCGGCGGCGAGGGCUGUGGGGCGGGAGCCGGGGGCGGGGCGGGCGGGGCGCGGCCCCGCGGGUGGCGGGCUUGCGGGAGCGCGGGCGGGCGCCCGGCUCUGGGCGCGGCCGCGGCCAUUGCGGGCGGGAGGCCAUGUGAGAGGCCUCGAGCUAAGCCCAGACCGGGUCGCGGCCCAGCGGCGGGGGCUCCGGCAGCGUUGGGGGGCUCCGCCCGCGGAAGGCCGCGCUCCAGGAGCGGGCUCGCGGCCGGGGAGCUGCGUGGAGCCCUGACCGCGGGGCCUGCGCUCGCAGCCCUGCCUUCCAGGGACCCUGCCCCCCUCCGGGACGGAGGGCGCAGGCAGGAGGCCAUGGGGACCCGAGGGAAAGCCAUGUCCCAGAGCUUGGUGGAAUUUGGAGAUGUGGCCAUAGAUUUCUCCCAAGAGGAGUGGGAGUGGCUGAACCCUGCUCAGAGGACGCUGUACCGGAAGGUGAUGUUGGAGAACUACAGGAACCUGGCAUCUCUGGGACUUUGUGGUUCUAAGCCUGCUGUGAUCUCAUCUUUGGAACAAGGAAAAGAGCCCUGGGCAGUGAAGAGAAAGGUGGCAAGAGGCUGGAGCCCAGACUUGAAGACUGUGAAGGAAAGUAAGAAGUUUCCUCCAAAGAGGGACUUUUGUGAAGAAAGGUUACCCCAGGCAGCGAGGACAGCGAGACUCGGAAACUGCAGUCUGGAAUACUCUAUGUUGGGGGACUAUGAUGAUCUAUUUGAGACACGACCAGGCUUUGGGAGUGUCACGGAUAUGGCCCUAGACUCCUCCCAGCUGGACCCAGCGCAGAGGAGCCUCUGGAAGAGUGCAGUGUGGGAGAACCACAGUGACCUGGGGUCUCCAGAACAUUGUGCUUCCAAGCCCGAUUUUGUCUCGUUACUGGAGGAAGGGAAGGAGCCCUGGAUGGGGAGGAGAGAUGUGAGAGGAGGCCUGUUCUCACGUGAGUGUGCGAGAGCCUGGUGUGGAAAAGCCAGUGCAGGCCAACAAUCUGUAAAGGAGACUCAGGAAUUAUUUCCAAAGCAGGACUCAUGUGCUGAAAGGAUAACGGACAGAACUUCACACACUAAACUUGAAUGUUCCAAUUUCAGAGAACAUUGGGAUUCUGAGUGUGUGUUUGGAAAGAUGUUAGUAAGUCAAGAGACACAGUUCAGGCAAGAGACCAUUACUCCUAACAAAACCCACUCUAAGGAGAGUGUGUAUAACAAAUCUGGAAAGUGUUUCCACUUAGACAAUUCAGAAGAGAGACUUCGCAAUCCCGACUCAAUUAAAAUUUUCCCAAAAAGUUCAGCAGUAAUAAAACAAACAGGAAUCUAUGCAGGAAAGAAGCUUUUCAAAUGUAAUGAAUGUAAGAAAACUUUUACCCAGAGCUCGUCCCUUACUGUUCACCAGAGAAUUCAUACUGGAGAGAAACCCUAUAAAUGUAAUGACUGUGGAAAGGCCUUUAGUGAUGGUUCCUCCUUCGCACGCCAUCAGAGAUGUCACACUGGCAAGAAGCCCUAUGAAUGCAUUGAGUGUGGGAAGGCUUUUAUACAGAACACGUCGCUUAUCCGUCACUGGAGAUACUAUCACACUGGGGAGAAACCUUUUGACUGCAUUGAUUGUGGGAAAGCCUUCAGUGAUCAUAUAGGGCUUAAUCAACACAGGAGAAUUCAUACUGGAGAGAAACCUUACACAUGUGAUGUUUGUCACAAGUCCUUUAGGUAUGGCUCAUCCCUUACUGUACAUCAGAGGAUUCACACCGGGGAGAAACCGUAUGAAUGUGAUGUUUGCAGGAAAGCCUUCAGCCAUCAUGCGUCUCUCACUCAACAUCAAAGAGUACAUUCUGGAGAAAAGCCUUUUAAGUGUAAAGAGUGUGGGAAGGCUUUUAGGCAGAAUAUACACCUUGCUAGUCAUUUAAGGAUUCAUACCGGGGAGAAACCUUUCGAAUGUGGGGAGUGUGGGAAGUCCUUCAGCAUCAGUUCACAGCUUGCCACUCAUCAGAGGAUUCAUACUGGAGAGAAGCCCUAUGAAUGUAAGGUUUGUAGUAAAGCAUUUACACAGAAGGCUCACCUUGCACAGCAUCAGAAAACUCAUACAGGAGAGAAACCCUAUGAAUGUAAGGAGUGUGGUAAAGCCUUCAGCCAGACCACACACCUCAUUCAACAUCAGAGAGUACAUACUGGAGAGAAACCGUAUAAAUGCAUGGAAUGUGGGAAGGCCUUUGGUGAUAACUCAUCAUGUACUCAACAUCAAAGACUCCACACCGGCCAAAGACCUUAUGAAUGUAUUGAAUGUGGAAAGGCCUUCAAGACAAAGUCAUCCCUUAUUUGUCACCGCAGGAGUCAUACUGGAGAGAAGCCGUAUGAAUGUAGUGCAUGUGGCAAGGCCUUCAGCCAUCGCCAGUCCCUUAGUGUGCAUCAGAGAAUCCAUUCUGGAAAGAAACCGUAUGAAUGUAAGGAAUGUAGGAAAACCUUCAUCCAGAUUGGACACCUCAAUCAGCAUAAGAGAGUUCAUACUGGAGAGCGACCCUACAACUAUAAGAAAAGUAGAAGAGCCUUCAGGCAAACCGUGCACUUUGCUCACCAUCAGCGAAUGCACACUGCAGAGCCCUCGACACGCCCUUCUUUACCUUCCACAUCAAGUUCUGUGGAUCUGUUUCCCAAAUUUCUCUGGAAUCCAUCCUCACUUCCAUCGGCAUAGUCUGAAGACCACAUCAUUUCAGACAGACUACUCCAAUAGUUUGGAAACUGAUCUCCCUGCUCUUUUGUUUUAUUCUACUUUUGUCCCUUAUAUUGCAGGCAGACUGACUUUUUAGAUGUAAUCGUAUUUAAUUCACUCAUAAAAAACUGUGUUGAAAUCUUUUAAAUUGCUUAGUGUGUAAGAUUUGCUUAACAUGGUUACUGGGCCAUAUUAAGUGUUCAGUAAGUUUAGCUCUUAAAAAAACUAUUGUUUAGAGCAUUGAAAAGUUAGCAUAGUCAGCUCUGAUUUUUAAAAAACUGACGUAAUAGGGUGAGGCAAGGAGAAACCAGAUUUGAGAUCAAGAACUGGAGUUUUUGAGGUAGUUGUUAAGGUUUUGCCAUGUUGUUUUGAGAUUUGAUAACACAGCACUGAGUUGAUGUUGGCCCUUUCCAUUGGGUCUUCAUGAAUAUAAACUGAUGUGAACUUGGUGGUGAGAAAAUUUAGCUUUACUAUAUACAUUUGAUGGCAGUCUUAGAAACUCUAGUGAACACAAAUGAGUAGGCCAUUAGGACAAAUGAAUUAAAACAACCAGAAAUAUGUAAGGUUUACAACUACUGACAUGCUACUGAAGAAGUAGAAAGGUUGUCAAGAUUUGAUCUCUUUGAAGUCACUUGGCUUAUGAAUAAAUUAUAUUAAACUUUUGAGGAAUCAUUAACUUUGAGGUACACUGAUUUAGGUUAACAAACUGACUUAUGACCAAAGUCUCACCAGCUGUUCUUGUAUAGUUCAUGGGUAAUUUUUUAAAAAAUUUUUCAAAAGGUUGUAAAAAUGAAUAUUUUCAACAUAAUUAUAUGAAGUUUAAUUCUGUGUAUUUAAAUAAAAUUUUAUUGACAUAGAGCUACACAUUUCAUUUACAUAUCAUCUACAUCUUGCUUUCAGGCCAAAAUGACAAAGUUGAGCUGUUCUGACAGAGACCAUGUGGCCCAGAAGCCAAAAAUGUCUACUGUCUCUGAUCCUUUUCAGUAAGAUGCUGCCACUCCCUGUUGUAGACCACAGGUCAACAGACUAAAGAUACAGGGCCAAAUUCUGUCUACUACCUGGUUUUGUAAAUGGAGCUUUCCUGAGCUAAAGCCAUGAUCAUUUGUUUACCUAUUGUCUGUGACUGUUUAGACCACUGUGACAAAGUUGAGUAGUUGCAACAGAGACUGUGUGGCCUGUAAUAUUUACUAUUCGUUCAUAGAAUAUUUACCAACUUCUGCUCUGGAGUAGAGGAGAAUAUACAAAUAGUUCUAGUUUUAUGGUAAUAAUAAGUCUCUGACAUUAAAAAAGACAAACUAAAAUAAUUUAUAAAUAGAGAUUAAAGAAGACUAUUAAGCUAUAUUGAAAGAUACAAAAUAUGCCCAAAAAGGGAAGUGAUAUUUUUCUAGAAGAAAUGCUCAAUACUAUUAAUGUUUGUACAUUGUUAUUCCAGAGUCCCAGUAGAAUAUGUUUACUUUGAUGGUUUUAUUUGAAACAACGUAAUUAGACAAGAAUAGCAGGGAAACUUUUGAACGUUUUCUUUGCAUAUGAGAUUUGGUAUUACAGUAUUGACAUUUUAGUGUUGGGGAGACAGUGGAGUUAUCUACCUCCCUUCACUAAAAAAAAAAAAAAAAGAAAA
Oryctolagus cuniculus (rabbit) is the source of this 4510-nucleotide messenger RNA. NCBI's taxonomy places the organism in Eukaryota, Metazoa, Chordata, Mammalia, Lagomorpha, Leporidae. The record is from RefSeq and is a predicted model, not a curated record.